AUUACACCAUGCUCGUUGUCCUGUGCUGGUAUUCUUGAAUUAAAUUUGUUUUCCAGUAUAAAUGUAUUAUAAUAUUUGGUUUGUUAUUUUAGCUCGCCCCUCUGAUGACCAGUGGAAUACUCUAAUCGACCUAAUUGCCAUGGACAAGGAAAUUUUGCAUGGGCAGUUUCUUGCCCCUGGAGGCGUGCAACGAACCCACCAGAAGUGGGAGGAUAUUGCUGCCAUUGUGAACAGUGUGCCUGGUGCCACAGUGACAAAAGAUGGAGAACAAUGGAGAUUGGCCUGGGUUGGUUUAAGAAGCAGGGCACGAACCAGUCUACGAAACAUGUCGGCAUACAGGAAUGGUACAGGUGGGGGCCCAGAUGUGGAUGUAGCGGGUCUGGCAAUCAGCAAGCUAUACAAAAGGGUCCUCGGUUUAACAGGAAUAACUGCUGCUGUGGGCAGCAGAUGCCCUUGACCGUUAAAGGUCAGGCUCCCUUUUAAAUGUGAAAGUUCUUUCCUUCCCACAACAUUUUGCAUCGUAAAUAAGUAAUCUCUGUAUACCUUUUCAGAUUCAACUAGAGAGGCAGCAACAGCAACAGGUUGCACCUCAACUAGAGAGGCAGCAACAGCAACAGAUUGCACCUCAACUAGAGAGGCAGCAACAGGUUGCACCCCCCAUAGUUCCUGAUGCAGACUUGCUCCUCAAUCAAUUCAUUCAGGGUAACAUUCCGAAUAAUAAUAAUCUACAUUUGCAAUUCGAGGUUGGAGUGGGAGAAGCCGGGGUAUAAUUUUGUGCUACUUCCAUGUAUUUUGUGUUGUUACAAUACGUCUACUGUACAGUUUCAUUUGCAGAUUCAUGGCAAUGCAUUGGAUGAGGAAGAGGUUGGUGCAGUGUCUCUAGAUGUGAGUGUAAUAGUAGUAAAAGGAGUUGUGCCUGCCUUCAACCUUUUGUUAGUUUUUAAAUAUACAAUAAUUUUACAGAUUCCUGUCAAUGUGAAGACAGUGGAGAAGCUUCAAGUUGUUUGGUUUGAAAAGGAUUCCUCACCAACAGUCAUCAACCAU
Molecule: messenger RNA, 1044 nt
Organism: Frankliniella occidentalis (western flower thrips)
Lineage: Eukaryota; Metazoa; Arthropoda; Insecta; Thysanoptera; Thripidae
Exons: 2
Coding region: 62-457 (131 amino acids)
Source: RefSeq, a predicted model, not a curated record